GACAACUCUGAGACCGACAGGGCAACGAUCCGCACAGUCCGUACAAUGGUACACCGAGACGAAGUGCUAAGACCGAUAUGGCACGCUUUCUCUGCCUUGGACGCAGACCGAAGCGGCAAAGUCUCCAAAUCCCAGCUAAAGGUGCUUUCUCAAAACCUGUGCACAGUCCUUCGUAUCCCAUAUAAAACCUCUGAUUUGGAGAAACAUUUCAGGGAUGAUGACGAGGGACCCGUGUCCACUCAAGGGUACAUGCCGUACCUAAACACCUUCAUCCUGGACAAGGCCCAAGAAAACUGGGAUUUUAUGGAGCUCAAUAAAAUGUGCUGGACGGUGUGUGCCCGGAAGAACAUCACAGAUAACCGUCUGCUCAUCUCAGACUCCGACGCCUUCAAGGUCUGGUGUAUUUUCAACUUCUUGUCUGAGGACCAGUAUCCCCUCGUCAUUGUGACAGAAGAGAUUGAGUAUUUCCUCCGGAAGCUCAUAGAAGCCACAGGUGGCAGCUGGAACGAGGGCAGGUUUGUGGACUACAAGGCACAGCUGAGCUUGAAGAGGAACAGCCUGAGUGUGUGGGAGCUGACGGAGCUGGUGGGCAUGGGCUACUUCACCAAGGGCAUGAACCAGCAGACCGUCAGCCUGGGCCUCCUGGAGGUCUUCCAGGAGCUCAUUCUGGGCAUUGUCAAACAGGGCUAUAUGAUGAAAAAGGGGCACAAAAGGAAGAACUGGACUGAGCGCUGGUUCCAGCUGCGUCUCGAAUCAGUCAUGUACUAUGUGAGGGAGGACCUCGCCGAGCUGAAGGGUCACAUUUCACUCGACCGCCAUUGCUGUGUUGAGCCUUUGCCGGACAAAGAAGGGAAGAAAAACCUCUUUAUCAUCAAAUGCCCAGACAAAAGUUUUGAGAUCAGCGCUUCAGACAAAAAGAAGCGGCAAGAGUGGAUCCAAGCCAUCCAGGACUGCAUUAACCACUUGCGGCAGGGGCUGUUGGAGCCUCACCGGGAGGCACGCCUGCGGCGCAGGGAGCUACGUGCUCGGAUGCAGGUUGAACAGGACCUUAUGGAGGACAGGAUGAAAAACCUGCAGCUGGCCAAUGAGAGGAAGCAGAGGCAGCUGGAAGCGAUGAGGAAGGACCUGGAGGAAGCAGCAGCCAAGGCUGCUAUGGAAGAGAGCCGGAGAAUUCGUACCCAGGCGGAGUUGAAGAACCAGUUUAAAGUGGACUUGGAAAGAGAGAAAAUGGUACGACAGCAGAUGGAGGAGGAGGUGGCCCAAAAGUCCAGUGAGCUGGAGCUGUAUCUGCAACGUGUGCGUGAGCUUGAGGAUAUGUACCGCCGCCUGGAGGAGGCUCUGGAAGAUGAGAGGAAGACCAGACAGGAUGAGGAGUCACUACGUAAGCUGCAGGCCAGGCUGCUGGAGGAAGAGGUGAAGAAGCGUGCUGAGCUGGAGCACAUGCACCUCCAGCAGCAGGCUGCCAUGUCUCAGACGCAGCAGGAGAAGCAGCUGCUGGAGGCUCAGUGGCGGGAGCAGACUCGAGCCCUGCACACUGCCACGGAGCAGCUCCACAGCCUGGAGCAACAGAGGCAGGGCGCGCUUCAGGAGUAUGAGGCUGUAAAAAAGAAACUGGAGCAGGCAGCUGACAAGACAAAGAGCUGGAAAGACAGAGUAGCUCAGCAUGAAGGUCUUAUUCGGCUAAUCCAGCCAGGUAACAAGGUUAACCAGAAAAUGACCAACUGGGGCGUAGCGUCGGUUACAGAUGCGGAGCUGCAGAUGAAGGAGAAACUGUGGCAAGUGGCCAAGACCAAACGAGACGACGCACCAUAAUUGGGUGGAGUUUGGGGUUUUCAUGUUUAUUGUUUUUAUUGAAAAGUACAAGUUAUUUUUUAGCUCUGCUCGGGGUUUCACUAGCAUUGCUGUCAUUAUAUAUGCAUAAUAUUUCAGUUAAUUCUGUUGAGUUGGAUGUCCAUCCUAAUGAGGCUAUCCUAAUGUAGGCUACUGUCCACAUAAAACAAGUUUAUAUUUCAUGAAUUUUUGCAUGGUUGAAAUCAUCAUUUUUGUAAUAUGCCUUAACAAAAGUAUAUUCUGUUGCUGCUUUAUUAUUCUCAUGAAAUAUUAAAUAUAUUAAAAUAUACUCCCAAAUGUAAGUCUAGAUGAAGUCAGGGUGUGAGCGCAUUGAUACACCCACUAGAUGGCGGUCAUGUAACUUUCAAAAUUUAUAUCUUACUACAAAGUCAUUCCCAAGUCUGUGUGCUUGUCUGUGAUAAUAAGAUGCAAAUACUCAGUAUCAGUCUCUGAUGUGUGUUGUUUCUGUUAGAAUAACUAGAGCACACUGGUUUUCCCACUGGUUUUCACUGAUCAUCAGUAACUAAACUAAGAGAUUAAAAUCUUCUUUCAUCUUUUUA
Electrophorus electricus (electric eel) is the source of this 2390-nucleotide messenger RNA. RefSeq names its product switching B cell complex subunit SWAP70a (gene swap70a). The record is from RefSeq and is a predicted model, not a curated record. Gene Ontology annotation, cellular component: cytoplasm; nucleus. Lineage: Eukaryota; Metazoa; Chordata; Actinopteri; Gymnotiformes; Gymnotidae.